This is a messenger RNA of Letharia columbiana, 1197 nucleotides long. RefSeq lists its product as uncharacterized. The transcript has 2 exons. The coding region runs from base 1 to 1197 and encodes 398 amino acids. NCBI's taxonomy places the organism in Eukaryota, Fungi, Ascomycota, Lecanoromycetes, Lecanorales, Parmeliaceae. The record is from RefSeq and is a predicted model, not a curated record.
AUGAUCUCAAACUACAACAGUAUACAGCCAGCUUAUCCAGCCUCCCCGGCCGAAGAUGCCGAAGCCUUGAGUCUGGAUGGAAUCUAUGAUCCAAGUGAGAAAUUCCCCACAAAGUAUCUCGAACAAGGCUUCAGCGAGACUACGACACUGCAAGCAGGGGCAUCGCCACUUCGGAUCCGAAACGAACGCACAGCGGCUUCGCGGAUGGGGAAAGCCUCCGCAAAAAUGCAGGCAGCCCAUUUCUUGUCACCGCGACGCACAUCCACUCCGUACGGACGAAAGACGGAAGGGACCCAUGGCCCAACUCGAGAAGAAGUGGGGAAUCGAACCCCGCAAUUCCAACGCUGGAUGUCCCUCCCACCAUCGCCCAUACCGGUCCACCAUCUGUAUCAUCCUUCCGUGUGCAACGGUCGAGUGAGUGUGCAUGCAACCCCAGCGCCUUGUCGCAUUUUCCUGUUCAGACUUCAACCGGUCGCAGCCGCCACCGACGGUGGAAGGAACCAAAAGGAUUUCGCAGAGGACGAAUCCUUCGAGGCACAAGUGUGGCUGAGGGGACAUCACUCACAUCGAGCUCGCGCGAUCACGGGGGGGACCGACGUGGUCCACGGCCGAAAAAGCGACGGGAUGGGCCACUCACGGAAUCAACCGUCAUCUACAGAGGAAGUUGCACAGAUCACGCGUGGCAAAGUGACGACUGCGCCAAACACCGUCAGGAUGGUGAGUCCAACCGCCUCCACAAGCUCAGAACACGACACCACCUCGACCGACAAUGCCACCAUCCAAGUCAACACCGAUGACGGGAUCGGAUCGUUCCCGUCCUCGCCGACCGAAUCCUGCCGCAACGCCGUCAACUUUACCGGCGGCGCCGGCGACGUCGCCACCCAAGGCAGCAGCUCUCCGUUCGCGAUCCCGGGUCGGAUCGGUGAUCGACAACCGCACACCGGGCUCGACGGCACCGAACGAUACCAGCGCCGCCGCUACCAUCGUCAGCACCAGCACCGUGACAGCCACGCCACCGCCACCGCCACCGCCUCGGCCAGCGCAGCGGCGGGCUCGAAGGAUCGGGCGGCGAUAGGUGCUGGUGUGGGGGGUGCCCUUGGGUCUAGCGUCGCUGGGAGCUUCGGCCAUGUUGUGGAGGCAACGGCGGCGCGCGCGGGGGUUGGGGAUGAAGGCGGAGGCUUGGGGGAAGAGAUUUGA